AUGCUUGCCUCCAUCGCCACUCUCGUCGCCGCUGUCGGCGUGGCCUCUGCCCACUUCCAGAUCGAGUACCCCACCUGGCGUGCCGACUCGCUCAACAACGACAGCUACUCGCAGUACGACUUCCCUUGCGCCGGUGUGCCCCAGGGCGUCGCCGGCGACAACCGCACCGACUGGCCCACCACCGGCGGCUCUCUGUCACUCGACCUCCACCACCCCUGGACUUAUGUCUUUGUCAACCUCGGCCUCGGCGACAACGUCACCAACUUCAACUACUCGCUGACCCCCAGCUUCUGGAACGAGACCGGCAAGGGCGUCCUGUGCAUCCCGCACCUGGACCUGCCGGCCGGCCUGGCCCCGACCGACGGCCAGCGCGCCACCAUCCAGGUCGUGACACUGGGCGAGAGCGGCAGCGCCCUGUACAACUGCGCCGACAUUACCUUCCGGAACAGCUCGGUGGCCAACUUUGGCGGGGCCAACUGCACGACGGACGCGGGCGUGAGCUACACGCUCAUUGGCGACCAGGCCAACGGAACAUCGUCGUCCGGUGGCAGUGGCAGCGGAACGGCCACCUCGUCCGGCAGCGCCGGCAGCGCCAGCACGACGACCACGGGCAAGAACGCAGGGGCGGCCAGCGGCGUCAACAAGGCCGUGCUGACCUCGGUUGUGGCCCUGGCCGUGGCUUUUAUGUAUGGCAUGAGUGCAUGA
Molecule: messenger RNA, 705 nt
Organism: Sporothrix brasiliensis 5110
Lineage: Eukaryota; Fungi; Ascomycota; Sordariomycetes; Ophiostomatales; Ophiostomataceae
Exons: 1
Coding region: 1-705 (234 amino acids)
Source: RefSeq, a predicted model, not a curated record